UAACAAGAUAGCAGGAAUUUAAAGAUUAAACUCCAGAUAAAAUGUACAAUUCUUAAGUUAUUUCACACAUGAGUUAUUUUCAAUUGAACAGGACUGUGUUGUGUUUGAAAAUAUCAAAUGUUUGAUCAUUUCAUUCAAACCAGACACCCCUUUGUUACAUAGGCCUUUGUCUUGUUUGUUACGAAACAAUGGCUAGUGUUGUUCCUGGUUGGGCUUUUAACCUUUUCAAGACCCAGUUUAAAUGAUAGGAAAUAAAAGGAAAGGCUUAAAAAACAAGGAGUUACUUUGAAAAUGAAGUGACUGACAGUUUAAAUAAAGCUAUACUAUAUGGAGCAAUGCAGGAACAGAGUGAAAGUUAGAAAUGAAAAAGCAGCCAGAUCCACAAAGCGUACUGUACUGGUACAUAAAGUAAGAAGAAUGCCUGAAGCUCUUCUCUGUACACCGGAGAUGCAAGCUUCACGUUCACUAAUAAGUGAAGUUCAAAUUGAGAAUCUGCCCAAGCAACAAGCUGAGGAAAUGCAACAGACAAAAUCAAGUCCACGUGAACCUAUUCCUGAGAUUGGAUCUGAGUUUACAUUUCAUCCCAGAGUUAGCACAGCAAGCUCAAAAAUGGUGGAAAAUCUUGGUAUGAACUUCCUGGCUCGACAACAAAGACAUAUGGAACGACAAAAAAAAUUGUAUGAAGAAAACCAGAAUCUACAUAACUCACCUUAUAAUCAGAAUCAGGAGUCAAAACGUCCAAAGAUUUCCACAAGUCUUACGAAGAGUUAUGAACGCCCUUCAACAGGUGGUUCAAAUCUUUUAAAGAAGAGACAUCGCCUUCCCAGAAAUCAGUUAAAAAAACGAAGCACCGUCAAUAGUGAAGAUAUGGAAUCCUCUCCUCACUCCCCGGUCCCACCUUCCUCCUCUCCCCUUGGUCUUCCUCCAAGAUCAAAGACAUAUUAUCCUUCCCAAACUCUUCCCCUUUCGUGUGUGAGCAACAACGUGAAAAAGAAAAAUGCAAGCGAUCCAUACGCCAACUUUGAUCGGCUACAGAAGGCCAAACUAAUAGCUGAGAAAGCCAUUAAGUCUAAAAAAGUGUUUAGUAUCCAUGGUCCCUAUCCACUCAUUCGACGAGCAUUAAGGGAUCGGGGAUGGGUGGAGAAGGAGUUUAAACUUCCGGUACGAGCGAGGACAAACAAACCAAGCGGUGAUUCCUCUGAUGCAGAUGAUAUUGAUGACGAUGAUGAUGACGAUGAUGUUAACAACCAUAAAGACAGCGGGAUUGGAGUAAGUCCUAGACCACCAUUUGAAUCCUCAGAAAAUGCAGCAGAAAACGAUAUGAAUGAUUGUUAUGGAAUAAUGGGUCGAAUGGUUCGCAAUGAAACCUCAAUGUUUCAAUGGACAACCAGAACUGGUGCAGUGGAUUGGAGAUUCCUACAGAAAGAUCAAAUUGUCAACCAUUUUUCUAAAGCAAAUUUUACCACCAAGGUUGGUCUAUGCGUAAACCUACGAAUGCUUUCUUGUUUUGCUGUCGGACAUUCCGAUACUUUCUUUCCAAGAUGCUAUCGACUCAGUAACGAGGAUGACAAGUUAGAUUUUAUUGAUGACUUUAGACUGGGAGCUGCAUCUGGAAUACUGAAGAUGGUUGUAGGUAGACAUGUAGAUGACUCUUAUGGAAAAGAUGCCGAGAAAAUUGAAAAUGGUCAGCUUCCACCUUCCAAUGGUUCCCAUGUUGUUCCAAACGAAGUUUUACUUUUUGCAAUUCGUGUUUGUGAUCUCUAUGUGCAAGAGAGGGACCAUGAUGACAUAGAUAUGGAUGAUGCAAGUCUUUAUACAUCAGAGGACGACUGGGAGAAGUUAUUACAUCAUUAUUACAAACUUGUACAUGAAGGAGCAGUGAUCGCCCACAGUUGUUCCUACCUUCAACAAUGUGAACAAACACUAGCCAGGUUAAAAGAGAGGAAUCCACAGUUUUUUACUGAAGGCGUCAAAAAUACUUGGAUUAUUAAACCUGGGGCUAAAUCAAGAGGACGAGGCAUCAUCGUUAUUAACCGAUUAGAAGAAAUACUUAAACUGGUGGCUGGUGACGCAACUUUGAUCAAAGAUAGUCGUUGGGUUGUACAGAAAUACAUCGAACGUCCUCUGCUCAUACAUGGCACUAAGUUUGACAUCAGACAAUGGUUUCUUGUCAGUGAUUGGAACCCACUCACAGUGUGGAUCUAUAAGGAGUGUUAUCUACGUUUCUCCUCACGCCCGUUUAGCCUUAAAAACCUUGACCCGUCAAUUCAUUUGUGCAAUUACUCGGUGCAAAAGAACGUUGAUAUGGAUGUCAACCGCAAUCCACUUCUACCUGUUGAGAACAUGUGGUCGUGUACAGAGUUCAAGACUUACCUCAGAUCCAGAGACUGCCAUACAUUAUGGGACGACCUUGUAUUUCCUGGGAUGAAGAAAGCAAUUAUUCAUAUCUGUCAGACUGCACAAGAUGUAGUGGAGUACAGAAAAGGUUCAUUUGAGUUGUAUGGUGCUGAUUUCAUGUUAGAUGAGAAUUACAACCCAUGGUUAAUUGAAGUGAACUCAAGUCCCACGAUGUCCAGAUCCACUGCCGUCACAAGUCGCUUAUGUGCAGCAGUGCAAGAAGAUACAAUGAAAGUGAUUCUGGAUCGUAAGAGAGAUCGGAAUUGUGAUAUCGGAUUAUUUGAGCUGAUAUACAAACAACCAGUUGUGGAUGUUCCGCUGUAUGUUGGGAAAGCAUUGAAUGUGGAAGGCGUCAUCAUAAGAAAACCAACCGUUCCUGUCCGUCGUUCAUUCAACAACAACAACAACACAAACCUAACCAAUAAUCAACCCAACAACAACACCAGUGAAUCUGAGACUCCGCCAAUAGGUGGCAGUAGAGUGCCCAAACGAACCGCCGGUGUGUACGCAGCAGCUCGUCCGUCACGUGUUACAGUUCGUACCACCAACCAAGCUCGUAACACGACGCAAACCAACUUCGACCACAACGAACACAAUAACCAUUCCGGUCGCGUGACAACUGAUCGCUCCCGAAGUCCGGUGAAGAUUAAAAUGCAAAGCACACUGAAGCGGUUGAACAACGAGGCGCACAAUAUCCCGACGAAGCCGAACGCCUUUAACUUACCGAAGUGCUCCCCAAGCAAUACUAGCAUCGGUUCCAGCGGUACAGCGUCCACCGCUUCACAGGCUUCUGUACCGCGCGUGCCUUCGUAUGGUUGCAAACAACCAGCCUACAGCAUCAAACUUCCGACCGGCCCCGACGCCCAGCACGCUGCUCCAGGUAACGGGAACACUCACUUCGUAAGUUCAUCGCAAGCGAAGGCGGCUUCAUCCAUGGGCAUUAUGCAUCUUGGCUCGGCAUACUCCAGCAUGAUCGCCGCAGCCAACCGAGGUUGCCUCCCGGGAAAAUUUAACCAUAUCCCGUUUCCUCCGCCACAAGCAGUGGUUCCUAAGACCUUUCCUUCAUCAAUACCAGCUGGAGAAAUCGCUCCGGGAGGUGGUACAUACACCCACCCUACCCCGCCCACAGGAGUAGUGGCCGUCACCCCGCAAAACUUAGGUCUGAGUCUUCCUUUCCAGAAGUUCUUCCAUGCGCAAGCGGAGCAAUACUUGGCGCAGCAGCAGGGACGACGUGGUCCCAACUACCCACCACCACAAGAAUUUCGUCUCGGAGGAUCGCGUCGCCAGCACGUGUCAGGUAUAUGCGAGUGGUUAGAAAAACAACAGAGCGAAACGGGGUUCUCGGUCGCUUGUUAUUAUCCUAACGACGGCGAAGCGGCCGCAGAAUUCCUUGAUACCUGCCUUGAGGCGCACGCGUCCGAACAAUUGACCCCUGUAAUCCCGUCUGAAGAGCCUCAGCCAAACCCUCUUGGCUCGCUAUGCAUGUUCAGCAGUCCUGACCCCAAACCCGCGCCGAUUCGUAAGCCGGGUCGACUGCGGAACAGUUACUCAUCAAACUGCUGUCCAUUCUCAAAGCAGCAGCUGCGUUCCCGUCGCAGAAAAUCGACCAUGCGCUCAGUUACCGGCGAGAGUGCCAGAAAACAAACGACCAAUUUAACCCCGCGUAACAAAGGCGAUAAAGCGCGUGCCGCAGCCCAUAACCCAUUACCGGUUCUAAAGCUUUACUCGCUAAAGCACAGGCAUAACCGCUGCCUGAAGCACAAAAGCGACUCCUUUCUAUCCAUAACCUGCCCCAGCUCGGUUUCACAAACCAGAUAAAUGGUUGCCAAGUAAGCACGUUGCUUAUCAUCCUCUAACGAAGCAUACAGUGGGCGGGUAUCGCGGGGAAAGGCAAACAACCAUGUAUUUGAUUGAUUGAGUUGUUUGCUGUGUGUUGAUUCUGCACUUGGUUUGAUCGACUAAACACUCGUGAGCAUGUCACCUCAAUCAUGAACCCACAUAUACUUGCGCUUACCUUUUCACUUUUAUGCUACUUGUCUUUCUAAUUAUGAUAUUAUCGUUGGCUGUGUGUUGCAUGUUUACCUACUAAUACUUACAUGUUUAUAUUUUAUCAAAUAUUAUGAUUACCAAUCAACAUCUCUAUAAAUCAAAUGUUUAACAUUGAAACAGUGCAGCCAGUUGGCAUAUUAACAAAAAAUGUUUUUAGUAAUUCCAGCUUAUGUGAAGGUAGUUUUUUGUUAUAUAGUAGGGUGGAAAAAGAGGGCACAGCCUUUAGCACAUAAUGUCCAAAUAUCCCGAUUGUGUUUAAAACAAUUAAUAUUAAUAUGGAAGUUGUGAGGAUGCAGUUUUAUAUUUAUUUUUUUACCAUUAAAUGGGGCGAAAUAAUAUAAUUAACAGGUGUCCCAUCUUUCCCCACCGUACUAUUGUCCUUUAUGUCGACAGGGCAAAUUAAACUGCUGUGGAUUUUUUUCAUCUAAUCGCUGUGGCUUUGUAACCGAUUUUGUUUUGUGUUCUAACCAACAGCAUAUGAUUUACAAUUUCCAAACCAACGCACCUUUUGAGUAAGUUGUAAAAUAUGCAAUGGUUUCCUUUAGUUAUUUUGAGCGUUCACUCGAAUUGUUGCGGUUUGAAAAUGCUGUUGUGUUUUACCCAUUGCCCAAAUUAGUAUUUUUAAAUGAAUUUACUAAUCCAUAAAUGUGUGUGUGUAUCUAAAGUUGCAAUUUUAGUUUUCGUAUUAACAAACUUUUCGUUGAUUUUUCACAAAUGUGUGUUUGUGUUACAGUGAUUUAAUGAGUGAAAUACUAACGGUUAUCACAAACUAAACCAGUUGUAGAACAGGGUAAUAUAUACAACGUUUAAAUUCGUGUCGUAAAACAGCCUACUUACACCUGAAACAGCUGAAAUGGCGUUAAUACCAGCCAUAAUAAUACUCAUAACGCUUGAGGCAAUUUUAAGCUUAUUGUCGCGUGGGAAAGAUUGAAAAUCUGUGCGCAAGCAUACAGGGUUAAUGCAGUUUAUAAGUGGCACCUUUGAAACCGCAUUGUUAUUACUAGAAUUAUGGUGUACACUGAUUCUGUCGCUUAAAUUAACGCGUAUUUAAUACCUUUAAAAUCUG
This is a messenger RNA of Ciona intestinalis (vase tunicate), 5512 nucleotides long. NCBI's taxonomy places the organism in Eukaryota, Metazoa, Chordata, Ascidiacea, Phlebobranchia, Cionidae. The record is from RefSeq and is a predicted model, not a curated record.